CCAAAUCAGGUGAUGAGGAUUGUUUUUGUUAGUGAGCCAUGGCGUGUGUUGUCAGUGUUGAGGGAGGCUGGUGAAGUGCAGGUGCUCGCACACCCCACAAUGUGAGUCCUCAAGGUACUGAACCAUGCAGAGUGUCUUAGUAUACGGGCGACUUUUCUCGAGAGCCGUCGCAAACGGCAUAUAUAGUGUGAGUACAGGAGGCCAGGCAGCCGCUACUCAGCCACCGUCGGCUGUUGCUGCGUCUCCAUCACCAACAGAGGCAGACUCCUUUAACACACCCACUGGUUGUCCUAAGAAGUUACGGUUUCUUACAGCUGUCAGUGGUUUCCCCAAAAAUAGAACCAUAGAAAAGGUAAAACCCGGAAAAUUCGGGGACGACGCUUACUUCGUUGUGAAGCAUCCACAUGGAGAUGUUAUAGGUGUAGCAGAUGGUGUUGGUGGGUGGCGGGCGUGGGGAAUCGACCCUGGAGAGUUCUCUCAUUCGUUGAUGCGUGUGAGUGAACGAGUUGUACGAAGUGGACACUUCACCCCCUCAGAACCUGCUGCCAUUAUUGCAAGGGCCUACUAUGAAUUACUUGAGAAUAAGACACACAUCCUUGGAAGCAGCACAGCAUGUGUAGUGGUGUUGCAAGGCGAUGCAGGGCAACUGUACUCGGCAAAUAUUGGGGAUUCUGGUUUUGUAGUGGUGCGCAAUGGAUCAGUUGUGCACCGAUCACAAGAGCAGCAGCAUUACUUCAACACUCCCUUCCAGCUCUCCCUUCCUCCUCCUGGAACUAAUGCACAGGUCCUCAGUGACAGACCUGAGAGUGCUGACACUUUGGAGUUCCUAGUGAAAGAAGGAGACAUGCUGAUGGUGGCUACAGAUGGUGUAUUUGAUAAUCUCCCAGACUCUAUGAUUAUCAAGGAGAUGGUUAAAGUCCAGGGUUCUACCGAUUUAUUAUUGCUGCAACAGGCAGCCAAUUCUAUUGCACAGCAAGCUCGAAAAUUAGCAUUUGAUGAGGAUUAUAUGUCGCCAUUUGCUCGCAAUGCACGAGAAAAUGGUAUCAAUGCUAUAGGUGGGAAACCUGAUGACAUAACAGUAGUUUUGGCAACCAUAACGGUGUAAACUCAGCGGGGCCCCGGGAACCCAAAAGUAACAAUUAGUGCAACAUCCAGAGGCAAGUGUAUGACUCCACCAACUUUGCCAGUGCUAGCAUUAUGAUAUGCUUGGAUUGUACAAGUUUGUAUGUUUGGAAGGAAAAGGUACAGUAUGUUUUUUUUUUUUUUUUUUUACCCAGAAACGGGAAAUGGUUAUAUUUCAAGUUCUGUAAACUUGUGAACAGUGGUUGUAAAAUAUGGUUUUAGGUACAAUGCCACUUAAUAAAAUGCAACCCCUGAAAAACACUUAGAAGGUACUUGUUGCAUUUUGAUAUACAGUAUAUAUUUUGUUGUUGUCGAUGUCUAGGUUUCAGUACUCACGAAAAAUGGUUGUUAUCAAGCAUCUGAAAGAUGAUAAAUUGUCAUGCUACAUAAAUAUGAAUACAAUAUUAAAGGUUGAUUAAGACUUAUAAAUGUCACCAAGUAUACUUGGAACAUUACGGGCUCACCAUAGCCUGUGCUACAUGGAAAUUUUGUUCCGAGUAGCUGAAUCUAAAACAACAACUUAAAACAGGUAUCUACUGUAGGUGAUAUACUGUAAAAUUUAUAUUAAGACUACAACAAGAAUUUGAACCAAACUGAUUUAUAUAAAUAAAACUCAAAUUUAUGUUGUGGUCUUAGUUUUGUAACCAAAAGACAGUUAAGGUACUAAUGCUAUGUUCAACUAAUUGUCAGCCUUUCUGCUCAACAGAAUGGUGUCACUUAGCCUGUAACAAUUCUUCCUAAUAUAUGAACUUUAAAUUUUUUUAUCUACAAUUGACAAAACUGGAAAUUGAAUAAUUUUAAGCCAGAAAACACUGCACAAUGAGCAUAUGUAUUUUGAGUGUAAUGGUUGAACUUUUCUACCGAGUGUUACCUUUAUUAUUUUGGAUAAUAACUACCCACACAUUCCAUACCCUUGUUUCAUACAUACGUAGUUCAUCUACUUCGUUUUAACAGUAUUACUCUAGGGUAUGGAAUAGUAUUUAAACUGCAAAGUCAAUAACCACUGGAAAGUACUAUAUACAAUUCAGUAAUUAGUUCAAAGUAGCACAUUUAAUAAAAUGUUAUAUACUGCAUGUUCUAUAACUUGGUUUUCAUUAGUUCCAGUCCUAGAAUUUAUGGCAAAAGACAUUUUAAGUAGUUUGAGUUAUUGAUAAUUUCCUGGUUAUGUAACCUUUUAAACUGUGAUACAAAUAUAGUUUGGACAAACUUUAUUAACAGGCUCUGCAUAACAUUGUGUGUACUUAUGUGGUGAUGUAUUUUGAACAUUAUUGCAUGCCCUACGAGUUGCAGCACAUUACAAAUAAAUUUUGAAUAGAAAUGCUUAUUUUUUUUAGCUUGUAAAAAGGACAAAACUUCCAGAAACCAUAUAUGGGAAUGGUAAACACUCAAGUCAGCUGUUGCUUUUCUAAGAUCCUUAUUCACUAAUAUUUUAGCAUUGUAAUUUUUUUAGAAUUUAAAUUAAAAACUAGUUCAAGUUUAAAGUCUAGUCACAUCUUUGUGAAUUUGCAUUUUCCUAUUUAGGCCUAUGUUGGGGCAAUAUUUGUCAAUAGGUUGUUUAAACAAAAUCUAUCUCUCACCCUUUUUCACUAUACAAUCUUAUCAAGAUUAUAGUUAUUCAAAAUUUCAUGGUUAUGUAUAUAUUAUCUUUAACUGAAAUUUGAUAGAUAUUUAUUUGAAGACAAUUUACAAUAGAUUUCUGGGGCCCCAACACUUGUGUUAGUUGUGAGGAAUUGGCUCACCAAGGAACGUAGUAUUUGUAGGCUUAAUAGUGUUGUAUAUAUUGUUAUGGCAGGUGGACAAGUCUAUUUCAACCUAACCGAUUCUCAAGCAUGUCAGUUAUAUUUAAAAUGUUAGCAAAGAUUUGGGUUUCUGAAAAUAACUGUUGAGAUUGCUAUUGUCUUUUGUAAUUUAUAAUAAAUUGUCAUGGAAUUUUGUACAGGUACUGUAUUUAAGUUUAUUCACUUUGAUAAUUUUUGUGGAAUCUCUGUUUCUAAUGAUCUGUAGUUUAUUUCUGAAAUUAAUUAAGGUAGAACAAAGGUGUAUUACUCAUCAUCUGAUAUUGCUCAUUUGGCACCAAGAGAUGUACAUUUAAUAUAUAAUACACUUGCCAUUUUGCUGAUGAAUUUGCCUGUGUAUAAAUGCAGUCUCAACUGAAAUGUUCUUAAUUUUAGUGGGCAUAUUUCAAAUUACAGGUCACCAAAGUGUUUUUGACAAUUCAAAAGUGAUCAAUUAUUAAAGGUAAACAAAGUAACAUCUUCAGAUUAAACUUGAUUCCAAGACAAUCUUAGUAAACAUUAGUAACAGGUGGCAACAAGUAAAUAUUUGUUAUGCUUUCAAAGUUGUGAAAACAUUAUAUACAGUAUGAAAAUUUAAUGUGUAAAUAGGUUAUGAAAAAGUUGUUAAAAUAUUAAUAACUGUACUGAAAUGCUGGAUUUAAAAAAAUGACCAAGCACUAUACAUAUAAAGGAUGAAGAGAGUUGGCACAUUAUAACCAGUGAACUGUUUUGCAAAGCUUACCUGGAAAAGUGUGGAGUAAUUGAUGGUGAUGUUGCUUAAGACAAUGCAAUAUUAUUAUGUAUCAUAUUUGUAUUAUAUUAAUACAUGGUAAAUAAAA
Molecule: messenger RNA, 3736 nt
Organism: Procambarus clarkii (red swamp crayfish)
Lineage: Eukaryota; Metazoa; Arthropoda; Malacostraca; Decapoda; Cambaridae
Product: protein phosphatase PTC7 homolog
Biological process (GO): protein dephosphorylation
Cellular component (GO): mitochondrion
Molecular function (GO): protein serine/threonine phosphatase activity
Source: RefSeq, a predicted model, not a curated record